Messenger RNA from Capra hircus (goat), 1586 nucleotides. Its product is annotated as nmrA-like family domain-containing protein 1. The transcript is spliced from 5 exons. The record is from RefSeq and is a predicted model, not a curated record. Lineage: Eukaryota; Metazoa; Chordata; Mammalia; Artiodactyla; Bovidae.
CUGCAUUUCAGCUGCUGUCGCUGUUCGGAGGAAAGUACUGCUACUGCAUUGACUGUUUAGUAACAUGACCAGCAAGAAAAUAAUUGCAGUGUUUGGAGCAACAGGAGCUCAGGGCGGCUCUGUGGCCAGGGCCAUGUUGGAGGGCAAAAAGUAUGUGGUGAGAGCGCUGACCCGAGAUGUGACCCGCCCAAAGGCGCAGGUGCUCCGGGACCUUGGGGCCGAGGUGGUUGAAGGGGACCUGAAUGACAAAGCAUCGGUGGAGGCUGCCUUGAAAGGAGCCUAUGGGGCCUUCCUGGUAACCAACUUCUGGGACCAUUUCAGCAAAGAGAAAGAAGUGUGUCAGGGAGAGGUGGUGGCUGAUGUUGCCAAGAGCCAGGGUCUGAAGCACGUGGUGUACAGCGGCCUGGAGAACGUCAAGCGCCUGACAAACGGCAAGCUGGAGGUGCUGCACUUUGACGGGAAGGGAGAAGUGGAGGAGUAUUUCUGGUCCAUUGGCGUUCCCAUGACCAGCGUCCGAGUGGCAGCUUACUUUGAAAACUUUCUUGGCCCAUUGAAGCCAGUGAAGGCCUCUGAUGGAGAUUACUACACCCUGGCACUGCCUAUGGGGGAUGUACCAAUGGAUGGUAUCUCAGUUGCGGAUAUUGGAGCCGCUGUCUGCAGCAUCUUUAAUUCUCCAGAGGAGUUUGUGGGCAAGGCCGUGGGUCUCAGUGCAGAAGCGCUGACUAUACAGCAGUAUGCUGAUGUUCUGUCCAAGAGUUUGGGGAAAGAAGUCUGAGACGCAAAGAUCACCCCAGAGGCUUAUGAGAAGCUGGAAUUUCCUGGAGCAAAGGAAAUGGCCAACAUGUGUCGUUUCUAUCAAAUGAAGCCAGACCGUGACAUCAAGCUCACCCACCGACUGAAUCCCACAGUCAGAAGCUUCAGCCAGUUCAUCUCAGAGAACCAGGCAGCCUUGAAGAGCUCCUAAACUGUUCACACAGGCCUCUGAGAACACAGAGUCCUUCCUCCCAGAUCCUGGUCUUCUCUAGAGCACUAAAUCUAUGUUUAUAGAACAGAUAGCUUAGAAUACAGUUGUUAUACCCUGAAGGCUUCCCUGGGUUGGGAGUGGGGUGGGGGCGGGGGCAGGCGGUAGGACACUGCAGAGCUGAUUGACGCAGUAAUUGACCCACAGGUAACAUUCCAGCUGCUCAUAAACAUGGCACGCCUGUCAGGUUAAGUGAGAAGCUCCCAGCCUGCCACCCUUUGUAGUUCUCUCUUCCCAACAGCCAGGCUGCCUUGGAAGUCUCUGGCCUGAGCAACUUGGAGCUCAUUCCCUCUCACAAAUCAGUGGGGAUGGGGAGACCCUCAGCUCUCUCCUUCAUAAGUGGCCUUAAGGCCUGUCUCUGGAACUCCCCUAGACAACUCCAGUUUUUUCAAGCGCGUUGUCACUUCUCCGUGAGGUUUUAACUGAUUUUAAUUUUCUUAAAAAUCUUUGUAGAGGGUUUUCUGGGGAACUCGGUGUUCAGUGAACAAGUGUUGGAAAUUCAGUUUUGCUUCAAGGUUGGAAGCUCGUCUCUGAUUCAGUCAUUAAAUCAGCUGUUGAAUCAUCA